UUCGCUGUCUGUGGUGCUGAAGCUGCGCGUGCCGAAGGGUCGAGCGCAAAACGGAGAAAACAAUCGGGUCAGUCUCCUCCUCCUGCAUCCCUCCCUGCAAAGCCAUUGAGCGAGGUGCGAGUGAGCGAGACAAAAGGAAACGCGGGACAGAGCAGGAAAGCAGUCCAUACAAGCUGGUUGCCAUUUGUCUUUUUUUUUGUUGAGACUUGAUUUGUUUCUAUUUUUUAUUUUAUUUGUGUCGGUUAAAAUUGUGAAAGCUUUCCCUUUGUAUUUGUCACCGGUUUUCCCCCAUCUCCGCUUGCAUCGCAUCCUUUAUGCACGGCACGCUGCUCCAGUACUACCAGCGAAAACAAGCGUUAGUGUCGGAACAGCAUGGCCCGCUACUGUCGCGCGAACUGAGAGACAUGGAUGCAAAGCAGCACUCGAUCAAGAGCCUGAAAAGCUACCCGGAGGCGGGGGGCCGGAGCCUGGCAGCGGCGGCGGGUGGGGACGUUGGCGGCGGAGGCGUAGGAUACCGUGCCGGCGCGCCGGAGGUGGAGAUGGAGGUGAAGAUACAGAAAGCGGUGGACUUUAAGGUGGAGGGUCACCGUUGCUACAAAGAGAAGAAAUUCAGGGAAGCGAUAGGGAAGUACCACCGGGCUCUGCUGCAGCUGAAAGGGGUGCAUGUAGUUGAGGGGACCACGGGCUCCGAGGUCAACCUGCUGAACCAAGCCACAGCCAAGCUUACCGAGGAUCAGCGGAGAGUCGUGGAGAGCACGGAGAUCGAAUGUUACGACAGCCUGACAGCGUGCCUGCUGCAGUCAGAGCUGGUGAACUACGAGCGCGUUAAGGAGUACUGCCUGAAGGUGCUGAGCCAUCAGCAGGACCACUUCAAGGCCAUGUACCGCGCCGGCAUCGCCUUCUACCACCUGGGGGACUACGACCGCGCCCUGCGCUACUUGCGUGACGCCAAGAACCGCGAGCCCACAGACACUAACGUUUUGAGGUACAUCCAGUUGACGGAGAUGAAGAUGAGCAAGAGUGGCCAGCGAGAGCGGGAGAGUGGUGGCAAAGAAACCGUGGGUUAGGCUAAUCACCUUGCCAGGCCCAUUUUCCUGUCCCUGCCGAAAAAAAUCCCCCACCCUGACCCCCGCUCCCGCCAAAUCCCUGACCCAAGAACUGUUGCCUUGACUCCUGGUGCCCGCUUAAGGCGGACAUGCAAAGGGGCUUGCCCCUCUCUAGUGCACUUUGGGGCAAGAACCCAGGCGCAAACUGAUUCAAACAAGACAAACCAACAAAAACUGAGGAAAAUGCAGUAAUUAAAGGGAAACAAUAAUCAUGAUGAGAAUGAUACUGCAAAAAAAAACAAAAAA
This is a messenger RNA of Megalops cyprinoides (Indo-Pacific tarpon), 1352 nucleotides long. RefSeq names its product tetratricopeptide repeat protein 9A-like. Gene Ontology annotation, molecular function: protein binding. The record is from RefSeq and is a predicted model, not a curated record. Lineage: Eukaryota; Metazoa; Chordata; Actinopteri; Elopiformes; Megalopidae. The coding region runs from base 315 to 1067 and encodes 250 amino acids. The transcript has 3 exons.